Messenger RNA from Tachysurus fulvidraco (yellow catfish), 1353 nucleotides. RefSeq lists its product as uncharacterized. The transcript has 2 exons. NCBI's taxonomy places the organism in Eukaryota, Metazoa, Chordata, Actinopteri, Siluriformes, Bagridae. The record is from RefSeq and is a predicted model, not a curated record. Bases 293 to 907 code for a protein of 204 amino acids.
AUAAAUCAUAUCACCUUAAUCAUUUAUAUAUUAUAGACACCAUCAGUAAGAAUUUUCCCGAAUCCUCUGCUCACUGGUAGCUUUUUUUGGUGUCACGUGACACGUCGACCUGGUAAUGGCAUUUGUUUGGGUUUAAAUCUUGGAAUGUUUUUAAAUCAAAAGUGUCGCGGUGGUGAAGCUCGCAAGAGGUGGAUUAGCGACUGCAAUACUUCAACACCGCUAUUUUACUUCUUGUCCGCCUCCAAUUGUGGAUUUUGAUCGACACUACACCGACUCUACACCGGUAGCGACGAUGAAUUUCGGAGGAGACGCGACGCAGCACCAGGAUGUGGAUCCCGAGCCCGGAUGGAGCGGACUGUACGACCCCUGGAACGGGAGACGGAGGGGGACGGCAGAAAAUUUCCCAGAGGACGAGCUCUACUACAGCAGAGAGCUCAGCGAUAACGAGGACGACGACAACGGGCCGAGGCGACCGAAUGAAGCGCGUGAUGGUGAGGAGCAUGAGGUUUCAAGCCCAUCCCCUAUCCCCUGCCCAUCCCCGCCUAUGAGGGGUCUAUCCCCUAUAUGGGGCCCAUCUCCUGAGAGGAGCCCAUCCCGUCUAUGGAUCCCAUUUCCUGCAAGAAGUCCAUCCCCUUUGAGGAGUCCACGCCACUCUACAGUCCCUCCACCCCGACCUCACUAUCAUGUGAACAUCGAAGACAUAGUGCCUGGUCAGCCUUAUGCCUUUGCCAUCAUGGUUCUUCCAGUCCCAAGGCAGGGCAGGAGGAGGAGGGACGAAGAGGACUUCAAUCAGGAAGCUCCUCCUAGUAGUAGGCGGCGUGUGGAUCCUGAUGGGGAGGUGGAUUUUAUCAGUAGGCCCGUCCAAAUUUCUGUUAGGAUGAUUUCGGCUUUAAUGAGAGAGAUGUAAAUUUAGUACAUAGUCUUCACCUCAUAUUCAUCACCUCAUGUUCUUCACUAGAGGUAUAAUAUCUAUAGUUAGUAUCUUUUAUUGUUGUAGAUAUGUAAAUAUGUAUAUAUUAUUUUAUAUUAUUAGGAUUUUAAGAUUUUUGUAAAUGUAGUGCACCCCUAACUCCCUGAACCACAACUAACCCCCCUCUCAGCCUCUUCUAAACCCCUCAAACCAUCAUCCACACCACUAAUGUACAGUUUGUUAAUGCAUUUAUACCACAGCACUUUGCCAAUGAUAGCAUUACUCUGUGAGUAAUUAUUCUGGAAUAAUAAAUAUUAACAACAAAUUUAACCUUCAUUAAAUUACAGCUGUAACUGCCCAUGCUACUAAAAUAAUACUGAUAAAAUAAUCUAACUUAUUCCAAUUACAUUUGAGCAUUCGUUUUGUUAUAAAUGUAUUAAUAU